This is a messenger RNA of Effrenium voratum, 476 nucleotides long. Lineage: Eukaryota; Dinophyceae; Suessiales; Symbiodiniaceae. The record is from the annotation of a GenBank genome assembly.
AUUUUCGGCUCUCAGCGCUUGCAACACUCCCGGGCCUCACAGCUUUGCCGAUCUCGCCAUGGCGUCCAGGCUGCAGGCCAUCAAGUCCGUGACCAGGACCAUGACUCCCAAGGUCAAGCCUACGGAUCUGGGCAUGGAGAAGAGUGUGAACAAGGCAGCGAUGGCCAUCAUCAAUCCUGUGAAGGAGGUUUCCAACCCAUAUCCGGGAGGCAACACCUACGUUUGGGGUGUGACCUGGCCCGGCAAAGCCGACAAGUGGGGCCAUGGCGAAGCUCCCAUCGUGGACUGGGAUGAAGUGAAGAAGGCCUUCAAGGUUUGGAAGAACUUUGCGCCCUACAACCCUUUCGAGCACAUGGGCGGUGUCCUCGCCAUUGCGAAGGAGGUGGCCGCCUCCAAGCUUCCGACCAAAGGAGGACACUGAGCACUCACUGAGCACUCUGAGUGGGUGCAUCCAGUCCGCGGAGUUUGAGAGUGCG